Vanrija pseudolonga is the source of this 343-nucleotide messenger RNA. RefSeq lists its product as uncharacterized. The transcript is spliced from 4 exons. The coding region runs from base 37 to 276 and encodes 79 amino acids. The record is from RefSeq and is a predicted model, not a curated record. NCBI's taxonomy places the organism in Eukaryota, Fungi, Basidiomycota, Tremellomycetes, Trichosporonales, Trichosporonaceae. Gene Ontology annotation, biological process: mitochondrial electron transport, cytochrome c to oxygen.
CCACCACACACCACUCACCACUCCACACCACCAAACAUGUCCAUGAUCAUCCGCACCCAGGCCCUCCGCGCCGCCGCCCGCAACGUCGCCCGCCCUCAGCAGCAGGUCCGCGCCCUCCACGUCGAGAACACUGUCGACCACGUCCUCCCCACCUCGGUCCGCAACAAGGCCUGGUUCGCCACCAAGUUCGUCGUCUACGCUGCCACCGGCUUCGGUCUCCCCUUCUUCUCGGUUUGGUACCACAACAAGAAGGCCGCCAACGGUGGUGUCUUCUAAGUAACAAAAUCAAAGUCAGCACGGCCGUGGCGCAGUGCGCGACGCGGCCCGGUAAUGCAUCUUGCGG